This is a messenger RNA of Anopheles funestus (African malaria mosquito), 5151 nucleotides long. Its product is annotated as liver carboxylesterase 1F. Gene Ontology annotation, molecular function: neurexin family protein binding; signaling receptor activity. The transcript is spliced from 5 exons. The record is from RefSeq and is a predicted model, not a curated record. Bases 2370 to 4949 code for a protein of 859 amino acids. Gene Ontology annotation, biological process: postsynaptic membrane assembly; neuron cell-cell adhesion; presynaptic membrane assembly. Lineage: Eukaryota; Metazoa; Arthropoda; Insecta; Diptera; Culicidae. Gene Ontology annotation, cellular component: cell surface; synapse; postsynaptic membrane.
GUGUUUCAGUUAAACACUUAAAAAGGAACGUAUGUUUUCGAAAAUUUAAAUUAAUAUUUGCCCAAAUGCUGCCAGUAAAAAUGGUUGUACUUAACACUUUUCAUGCCAAUACACAUCUAAACAAUAGUUUGCGAAUCAACAUUACACAUAAAUAAUUCUCAUCUAUUUAUUGCUGACAGCUGAGAGUCAAUGUAAACCUAAUUAGUGGUUUAAGUGAGAAUCAACACAUACACAAAAUUCUUCCAACUGUUUUAAAACUACAAACACACGGACACACACACACUGCUGAAUAAAACUAGCUUAUGAGCAAUACAGUUUAUAUUGUAACCGGAAGUACGCUCAUAACAAAGUGUCAUGUAUUCCGGAACGAAGCAAAGCAACGCGCAGAGCGCGAUUUCACUGUUCGGCGUACAUCACGAACUUUGCGCCAACCCAAUAAAUAAACCUGAGCAGCUUGCAUUCAGCGCAGUAUGCUUUUGUUCUGAAUACAUCCCGCAUUCGAGCUCUCUUUUACAUGCAUGAGCUUACAACCUCUGAUGAGCAUCCGUACUGUUCGGCAUGAAAGUGAACGCCAUUUAUUUUAACAUGCAGCGUUUCAUCGCAUGAGUAAAACCGGCGUGUAACCCUAAAAUUCUAGAGACUUAGGGUCAGUUUAAAUCUGCAUGUCCGAUGGUGAAGUUCGCUGCCUGUUGAAGUCACUGCAAUAUUUAUUUAAUAGAAUGGAUCGACCGUUAAUAUGCAACGGUUUGUCAUUGCCGAGUUUUAUUUUCCAACAUAGCGCUUUCGUACAGUUUUGCUUCGUAAUUGUGUAAAAUUGUGUGAACAGUGGAAUUAGUUUUGUGCAAAAUAUGAUCACAUGUUAAAAGGGCGUAUCAACAGAAGUGCUAUGAAUUUUUGUGCAGAAUAAAACUAAACCUCACUAGAGCAGAACGUUUUGCAAUGUUUAUGUGCGGACAAGCUGGAAAUCUUCGCAUUUUUCUGUUUAAAUACGCAUUGUGUUAAACAGGAUAUCAGUGUUAUAAUUCAAGGUCAGUUUUCUUCGACAAAGUUGAGAUGUGCUACGAUAGUGGUGCUUUUUAACGUAACCGGUGCGACACCAAACCGGUGAAUGUAGCAUGCUUCUUUACUGUAAAUGUAAGUAAAUGAAAAUAUUUAAUCGACAAUACUGGAGCAUAGAAUAGUUCUGUGUAUGAAAUAAAUGUUAUUAUUACAAGCAAACAACGCCACACAAAAUCGCCAUCAGCCGUCAUCUCCCCCUAUUGCAAUAACAAUAGCUCGGUAAAGUCAGAACCGCUCAACCGAAUGAACCGCCGCUGCAGCAACAUUCAUUGUCACUCUAGAAGCUAGUGAUUGGACCAGAACCGAAAACAGACCAACGUAUAACAUGAGACAAAACUGUUUUUUUUACCUUUUUCCUCCCUACUAAAACGUGGCAUCGGUCUUUUAUUCUCAUGCUAAUGAUCAAUCCGGAAUUAACUUGUGUAGUGUAGUGAGUGACCUGGCUAGUGAUAUUACCACAUGUUGGAAAAAAAAUAAUGCGUAAAAUCGUACAACUUCGAAGAGCUCUUCCGUAUAGCUGUUAUUGGAACCAUUAAAUUGAACGUCAUAAUCUUCUCGGCAAUCAGAAAAGUCAUUUGAAAAGAUAGGAUAAUAAAAAGCAUAUUAGAUAGCAGGAUUGAUAAUCUUCAAUUUUACAUCAAACAUGGUUUGAGCAUUUAUUUGCUUAGCAUGUUUUGCAAUAGUUGUUACGUUUUAGAAUAUGUGUUUGGUUCAUUUGUAUUUUAAGUAAGCUUUUUUGUAUUGAGAAUGACCAUUGAAAACAAGAUUGUAUAAAUAUGCUAAAACUUAUGUACUAUGAUAUACAUAUACGACACAUUUUUUUUUAACUGGUGUAGUAACUGUGAAGUUUUCCAGACUAUUAACCUAAACUUUAACCUACCAAACAUCUCCUGGAUCACCUGGAGAAGAUUCCAAUUCACUGCCCGAUCACAAGCAAGACAGUAAAUAAACAAGUAUGACAACUUGUACGAUAAUGAUAAAAAGGAUUGCUAAAUGAGUCAGGAGAAACAAAUAAAAAAUGAUUUCUUAUUCGAUUGGCGGGUUGCAAAAACUUUUUCCUGGGGAAUUUCUAUGAAUCAUAGUGGGAAACUGUUUAAUUGUUGGACUGUUCGUAUCAUUUUACUGAUCUAAUUAGGAUGGUAUAAAAUGAUUAGAAAACCAAUUUGCUAUAUGCGACUUUAAAAAGUCGCUAGGAUGCAUUUUAUUUUCCAUUGCUUUAUUUUUAUAUAUAAACCAUACUGAUUUUGAUCUCUUUUUGAUUUUAUUUUGCAGGUUUCUUUCAGUAGUAAUCAACUAACGUUAUCCUUACGAUGGCAACUAGAACUAGGGUAAUUGUACUUAAGGCGCUUUCAAUUUGGACUAUUAUGCUUUCAUGUAAACUUACUGUAAGUCAAACUCAGGAUGCAACAAUCGUGCUUAGCCAAGGAACUCUUAUAGGGCUGAAAGUAUUUCCUGAAACAUCACGGAUACCCAUCUACACCUAUCUUGGUAUUCCAUACGCAAAGCCACCCGUCAACGAACUACGGUUUACCCCACCAGUACCGAGCCCCGGUUGGAAUAGAACACUAUACGCUCGAGAUUUCAAACCAAUUUGUCCACAAAUCGAAAAUAGUAGCUAUGAAGAUUUAGGAAGCGAAAAUCAGUUCCGAUCACGUGAAACUAGUGAGGAUUGUCUUUACUUGAACAUAUGGAUUCCCGAAACAGCAAUACGCUAUGGAGGGUUUCCGGUGCUGGUAAUGAUCACCGGCGAGGAAAUGGGAUUCGACUGGAACGCGAACCGUGCAAGCGGUCUUGACCUUGCAGCUGAUGGUAUCAUCGUGGUGACGGUGCAGUACCGAAGUAAUGUGUUUGGAUGGUUGUCGCUGGGUCAAAAAUAUGCACCAGGAAAUCUUGGACUACUAGAUCAACAACUGGCGCUCGUCUGGAUAAAGGAUAAUAUACAAAAGUUUGGCGGCGAUACAAAUCGUUUGACGUUGCUCGGACAUGGUACGACCGGUGGACCAAAUGUGAUGAUUCACAUGGUUAGCCCACGCGCUAGGGGACUUUUUGCCCGUGCAAUAAUAAUGUCUGGCACGAUCUUUUCUCCGUAUUCCGAGGUGAAUGCUGAUGUCAAACUGUCGCAAGAGAUUGUUAAAAUUUUAGCAUGCAAUUAUGACGUUGGAAGAAACGUACUGAAAUGUCUACAGCAGAAAAGUAUACACGAUCUCCUUCGAGCCUAUGAAUACAUCUAUCGUAAUGGAAAUUAUACGAUCAAUCUUGGACCAAUUGUAGACAACUAUCUAUCUCCUGCAGAACGUUACAUUAUCAAAGAUCCUCGAAAGUUGUUUCAAGCCAAGGCGCUCUUUAUGGAGGACAUGCCCAUUCUUUUCGGUAUAACUAGCAAUGAAGGUGGAUUUUUGUACAGCAAGUGGGUUGAACUCGCUCGUCAAAGUAUAGAUUCCCUUAAGAAAUAUAUCAACGAUACGCUGCUGCCCAACAUCAUCGAACGAUACGACUUUCAAGGAAUUGGACAAGAUCAGAUACGCGAAACCAUCAAUUGGCGUUACUUUGAUCAAAUCCCUCAAACAACUGCACAUCAUAUACACGCUAUUAUUAAAAUCAUAUCUGAAACACGUUACGAAAUACCGUUCUACAGAACGCUCCAGGCUUUAAGUUUCCAAAACCAAACAGCUAGCCCACCCAGUGCGGUUAACAAACACGUGGAAAAUGAAUUCGAAAGUGCAGAAAAUAAUGCCGACAAGCGAAAUAACAUUAGCAGAUCGUACGUGUAUCUUUUCCAUCAUCCAAAUUCAAUGGACAUGAGAGGAAAGAUUAACUUCUUUGGAGGAGCAUCUCAUUCGUCAGAUUUACCUUUCCUUAUGGGACCGAGUCUCUACAGAGAAAUUGGUCGCCGACGAUUAUCACUAGUGGAAGACAAGCUGUGCAAAAAAAUACGUUCGCUAUUUACAGAGUUCGUCAAAGGCGGCAAUCCAACCCCCGGACGGCAAUUCGAUUCCUGGAAACCGUACAGCAACGAACUCAAGCACAUUAAAUUGAUUUCCGCAAAACCAGAGUCAUUUCAUCGAAACGAUCACACUUCAUUGGAAAACACAUUUGAGGAUAACUUGCAGGAAAUUGAAGAAAAAAUCAUUGGCACUGUAGACGCACAAGAGCCAGCUUCUAAUGUUAAUACGUCCAGGAACCCGUAUAACCUAAACCCCAACAUACAGGCCGAUCAAGAAAACUCGAGAACUUCAAAAAACGCAGUCUUUCUCGCCAGUGCAAGAGAUUCGGAAUAUUUCUACUAUCUUCGAAAAAUGGACAGCUUCUGGGGCCAAUUUCUUCCCAAACUCAGUCAAAUAAUGAAUGAAACUAAUCACGAAAAGUUACGUAACCGUCGAAUUGAUCUCACGCUGGAAGAAGAGCAGGAUCUGUUCCGCGAAACCGCUGCUGCAUCCAAAUACAAGCAUGCCUUUUUCUCUAUGCUAACCUUGGUCUGUAUGCUAUUGGCUGUGCUUUGCAUCCUGUUCGAUCGGAAGAAUCGACGUAAAAAACCUGACGUAAGCAGCAUGGGCGAUGAAGACGAAAUUAACGUUACAGCAAUCAGCCAUCACCGAAUCAAGACAGCGGAGCGCGUGAUACGAACAAACCCACUUUAUGGCGACAAUUUUCGCAAACUAAGCGAAAGCCUUAGCUCGGGCACAGGAGAUAGUAGCGGUGUAAGUGCCAGUAAUCGGAACGUUUUAGGAACGCACCGAUCUCCGCAUACGAUGAGAAUGGAACGGCCUGUUGCUAUUUUGACCGAUUUAGAUGAAGAUCUAGAAGUAAGCAACUGGCGUUAUCAACUAUCGGCAAGUCAUUUCUCGCCGAAUACUAACACUCGUCGACAAAGACAGCAACAUCCACUGUGAGUAGAACAAACGACAAGUUCGGUUUGAAGAGGUUGGUAUAAAAAUAUACAGAAUUAGACAAGUCAACAGUUCCUAGUUGCAAUCAAAAUUUUAUAUUGGGCAGUAAGCAAAUUCACCUAAGUUUUAAAAAUUGGGACAGUUUUGAACACAUUGUAAUAUAUUAUGUAUUAUCUAAAGCGUGCAAUAAAUUUUGAAAAAGAUU